CUCCAGCCAAGCAAAGCAAGCAAUUACAAUUUACGAAUCCCUAAAUUUAACUGUCGUCUUCACCGCGUUUUCUCUCUCCUUUUCAACCUUGUCCUACUUUUCCCUUCUGGUCAUCUUCUCUUACUUACUCUUUCUCUCUCUUACUUGACGCCGUCACUCCAGUUUUCUCUCUCUUCUUCUUCCGCAGAAUUUGUUUAAUGUGCAACGUUUUUUUCUUCUUUUUUUUUUUUUUUUUAAAAAAAAUUUUGUUUGCUCUUGUUGAGAAUAUACUUGCAGAUUGAACUGUAAGUUGUUACUUGUGUUAGUGUUGAUUGAUUUCGGAUAGUCACUGUUUUGAUAAAUUUUCUAUUAAAUUGAUUGCUGUUUUCGCUUUUUUGAGGUGGUAUUUAUGAUUUUUAUUGUUAGGGGUAGUUGAAUUUGAAUUUGAGUUGAUGGGAAGGGAGGGAGCUGGAUUGAAGUGUUGAUCUAGGAUUUUAUUAGGGUUUUUUUUGAAUUGUUUGAUUUGUUUGAGUUGGUAUUAAGUUAGGGUUUUGGAUUGGGCGAGCUUGUGAUUUUGUUGAAUUAUAGGUGGUGGAUUGUUGGUAAAUGUAUCUAUACUAUUGUUUCAAUGCAUCACUUGCCUAGGAUUUUUACAAAUAAGAAGUCGGGUAAAAUAAUGGAUCAUAGUUCGUCACCAAAGCCGAAACUUGUCAGAAGAAACGCUGUUAAGAACUUCGAAUAUAAUCCUUCGAAUUCAACAUAUUUGGGGCCUGAUGUUGUAAGGACUAGUUUUCGGAUUGAGGGGAAUGAUGAUGAUGAAAUGAAUUUGAUUUUUCAAAGUUUAGGGCUUAAUGGACCCGAGGAUUUUCAAAUUCCGAUUGCGGCUUAUGAGGUUAUGAAGAGUAAGGCAUCUUCUGAUGUUACUUCUAAUUCGAAUAAGGGGAUUGCUGUUGUUGAGCCUGAAUCAGUUCGAAAAGAUGAAAAGGUUCACAAGUUCGUUGAGCCUUUGCCACAUAGGUUUGGUAAUAGUGUUCAGAAGAACGAAGCUGCUGUGAUUGAUUGUGGUGUUGGUAAUGUGGUUAAGCCGUAUGGGGUAUCCAUCUUUCCACCUUUGCUUGAUGGUGGUGUGAAACCAUUUGGUAGAGGCGUAGGAAUUAAAGGUGAUCGCCCUCCGUUGUUAACCCCUCCACCAGCAAUGUCCCUUCCUGUGCUUGAUAGUGGGUGUUCGUCAUGGGCCUUAGUGAAAGGGUUUGCUCCUGAUUCUAAUGAGGCUGAAUUAUAUCCAUAUGCGCACAUGUCUCAUUCGUCUGAUGAUGAGGAAGAAGUCAGUAGAGAAAUAGGUCAUGGGGUAAGGAUUGGGGAGACCGUUAUUAUGUCUGGAUCUUGUUCUUUCACAACUACAAACGAUGAUGAUGAUUCUUCCAGCACGACUACGGAACCUGUGUCAAUUAUUUCACCAAAUGGAGUGUCCAAAGUUAAUAUAAGCCAGUGGGAAAAAGGUGACCAAUUGGGAAAGGGCUCAUUUGGAACUGUGUAUGAAGGAAUCUCUGGCGAGGGAUUCUUUUUUGCUGUGAAAGAAGUGUCGCUUAUUGAGCAAGGAAGUCAAGCAAGACAGAGUAUCUACCAACUUGAGCAGGAAAUAGAGCUCUUAAGUCAAUUUGAGCAUGAAAAUAUAGUUCGAUAUCUUGGCACUGAUAAGGCCGACUCAAAACUAUAUAUCUUUUUAGAGCUUGUGACUCAGGGUUCCCUUGCAAAGCUCUAUCAACGAUAUACUCUUCGUGAUUCUCACGUCUCUGCUUACACAAGACAGAUUCUACUGGGUUUGAAAUAUCUUCAUGAUAGAAAUGUGGUGCAUAGGGAUAUUAAAUGUAACAACAUAUUGGUGGCCUCAAAUGGAACAGUGAAGCUUGCAGAUUUUGGAUUGGCGAAGGCAACCAGAUUGAAUGACUUAACAUCUUGCAAAGGGACUGCAUUCUGGAUGGCUCCUGAGGUGGUUCAUAACAAGAAUAAAGGUUAUGGAUUGGCAGCAGAUAUAUGGAGCCUUGGAUGCACUGUUUUGGAGAUGUUAACUGGAAAAGUCCCCUAUGCUCCACUGGAAUUUAUGCAAGCACUUUUUAGGAUUGGGAAGGGUGAGCCACCAGUCAUUCCUGAACAUUUGUCUAAUGAACCUCGUGAUUUCAUACGACAAUGCCUAAGAGGGAAUCCACAAGAUCGUCCAACAGCCGCUGAGCUCUUGGAACACCCAUUUAUCAGGAGAUCGCUUUAUACUUCAUCAGGCUCAGAAUCUCCUAUGAUACGUGGAAGAUCACUUUGAGACUUUUUUCAGUGCUCUAUGAAGAUAUAUUUGGUUAUAGUGUGACACCUGAAGAUGCUCAUCUGGAGUAUAACUUCUUUACUAGAGUAUCAGAUACUUUGAUGACAUAUUUGAGUCAUUUGCAAGAUCAACCAUCUGGAAAGUAGUAAAUUAGAAAAAAGCAACAAUAACAAAGGAGUUUUUCAGGAAUCAUCUUCUGGAUGAACAAUGAAAUGGUCCCAGUCUCUGAUGCCGGCCAGCUAGUUAGCAUGCUUUGAUUCCAACUCCUAACUUUGAGGGAUACCAAAAUAGCAGAUGGCAAGCUGUAAUAUAAUAGUGUAGGUUUAUUGUUGUUAUUCUGUCUUGUGUGUGUAUUUGUUAUCUGAAAAUCAGUUAGCAUAUGAUAUUGGAAUCUUGGUUUACUAACUAGUUAGGAAGAUGGAUUAGCCUACUGUAUAUAAUUGUAAUUUUUGUCAGAAUUUCUUGGCACUCAUUCAUUAUUCAGAUCUAUCUUGUGAAUUCAUGAUUAUCAUUUGUCAUUUAGCAGAUCUUUUAUAAGACGGUGAAAUUAUUCCAAUUUUUUAUGGCAAAACACUUUUAUUUUUGGUUA
Molecule: messenger RNA, 2882 nt
Organism: Amaranthus tricolor (Joseph's coat)
Lineage: Eukaryota; Viridiplantae; Streptophyta; Magnoliopsida; Caryophyllales; Amaranthaceae
Product: mitogen-activated protein kinase kinase kinase 1-like
Exons: 9
Coding region: 608-2293 (561 amino acids)
Biological process (GO): protein phosphorylation
Molecular function (GO): ATP binding; protein kinase activity
Source: RefSeq, a predicted model, not a curated record